Molecule: messenger RNA, 1990 nt
Organism: Electrophorus electricus (electric eel)
Lineage: Eukaryota; Metazoa; Chordata; Actinopteri; Gymnotiformes; Gymnotidae
Gene: nectin3a
Product: nectin cell adhesion molecule 3a
Biological process (GO): homophilic cell-cell adhesion; heterophilic cell-cell adhesion
Cellular component (GO): adherens junction; apical junction complex
Source: RefSeq, a predicted model, not a curated record
UCAGGCAGCAUCAGUAUCGGGACAUGGCAGGGGCAGCAGCGCGAGUGCCGGGGGAUGCCUCAGCACGUCUCCCCGUGUCAGCGCGGCUUGCUAUCCUGCUCGUCUUCACCGGUGUGUGCAGUAACGAGGUGCUGGUGCCCAAGCGUGUCAGCGUGGUGCUGGGGCAGAAUGCCAGCCUAGGCUGCCAUGUGGAGGUGGGCACCAACCUCAGCCUGACCCAGAGCUCCUGGGAGCGCCUCUUACCCACCGGCAUGAUCACCGUGGCCGUCUUCAACCCCCAGUUCGGCAUCUCCGUGGCCAAGGAAUACCGAAGUCGUGUGCGCUUCCUCAACCCUUCCGUGGAGGAUGCCUCCAUACUGCUAGAGGGAGUGGGCUUUGCAGAUAUCGGCCCCUACACCUGCAAGGUUGUCACCUUUCCACUCGGAAACACUCAGGCCUCCACGACCCUGGAUGUCAUGGUUGAGCCAAAGGUCUACGUGUCAGCAGGCUCUGUGCUGGUAGAUGGAGACCAAGACGUUGUCGUGGCCACGUGCACAGCUGAACGAGCUCUCCCACCAGCCUGGGUCUCCUGGGAGACGGAGUUGUCGGGCCGCUUGAAGGAGUUCACCCAGGAAGAGCCCAAUGGCACCGGCACCACCACGCAGGUGGGCUACGUCUGGUCUCCUCACAGAGAUGCUCGCGGACAUGCCCUCAUCUGCGUGGUGCGCCACCCCGCCCUCGUCACGGAGCUCCGCAUUCCCUACGUGCUCGACGUGCAGUUUGCUCCAGAUGUCCUGGUGGAAGGCCAGGAUGAGGUUUGGUAUGUGGGACAAGAGAAUGCCAAGCUGGACUGCAGAGCGGAUGCCAAUCCUGUCCCUCACGCCUUCUUCUGGACGAGGCUGGAUGUGCAGAUGCCAGAAGGAGUUGUCAUAGCAAACGGAAGUCUGCGCUUCACUCGUCCUUUACGGAAAAACAAUUCUGGAACUUACAGGUGUGAUGUUCAGAAUGCCGUUGGACUGCGCUCUCAGGAAGUAGACAUCUGGAUACGAGAGCGUCCACCCACCACUGCCGUCCCCACCACCCGUGAGCAUGUCACUAUUCGCUCCUCCAGCACCUCCCCCGCCAUGCGCCAGGCCCACUUCACCUCCCCGACAUUGGCCUCUCCACCAGCUGGCAUUGUGGGCGGGGCCGUGGGCGGCGUCCUGUCUCUGGCGCUGCUGCUGGGGUGCGGGACGCUGUGCUACGUACGACGGCGCCGGACGUUCCGCGGUGACUACUACACCAAACACUACACGGGCCCCUGUGACAUGCAGAAGGAAUCCCAGCCGGACCAGAUCCAGUCCCACCAGCUUCUCCACGUGUUCGCCAACGACUCGGGACAUGGCAGCCAGGACCUGAAACUCAAACCUGAUGGAGACGUCAUCUACCCCAAUUACCCCAAAGACGAGGGCGGGUGGGGCGACAGCCUCCAGAGGCCGUGCACUUAUUAUCCCGACGAUGAGGAUGAGCGCCACCACAAGGUUAAUCCGAGCAGGCCGCACAGCCCCACACUGAACAAUGGCGCCCCCUACAUUCAGGAUGAUUGCUACGAUAACUGCACGGAUUGCGACUAUGUGUCCCACACGGACGGAUCUGUUAUCUCUCGCAGGGAGUGGUAUGUGUGAAAGCUGGAGAGAGGAGCAUUGCUUGAAGACAGUCAUUUAAAAGCGAAUAAAGAAUACAGUAUUACCAAACCGACAAGAAUGAAAGAGCGUAUGUCCUGAACAUUCAAGGCUGAUUUAUUAGCCGCCAUAUUUGAGGAAAAUCUGAAGGACAUCUUUCACUGAUUUCUAGUCCACAUUAAAUGCCUGUUAUUUUGUAUUUCUAAUGUAAGGGGAGAGGUUCACGUUGCUCGUGAUCACAGAGUAGCCCAGGCAAUGAAAACAAGCUUGCUAAAAUUAAGCUUCUGUGUGUGUGUGUGUGUGUGUGUGUGUGUGUGUGUGUGUGUGUGUGUGUGUGUGUGUGUGUGUGU